This is a messenger RNA of Bicyclus anynana (squinting bush brown), 3794 nucleotides long. It is a transcript of the gene DPCoAC, whose product is annotated as mitochondrial coenzyme A transporter SLC25A42. NCBI's taxonomy places the organism in Eukaryota, Metazoa, Arthropoda, Insecta, Lepidoptera, Nymphalidae. Gene Ontology annotation, biological process: transmembrane transport. The record is from RefSeq and is a predicted model, not a curated record. The transcript has 8 exons. The coding region runs from base 276 to 1238 and encodes 320 amino acids.
UAUUUUUUUAUUGUAAUUCCAAUUUCCAUAGAAAAUGGACUUGGCGAUCCGUGAACUUAUUUGAAUUUUGAAUCGUAUUGCGUCUGAGAAUGUACGCCGCCUCUAAAUAAAUAUUCUAACAGACAUAAAGUUAGACUGUGACAUAUUUAGAUUAAUCGAACACUAAAAAUUUCUUUUUACGAAGUGCAAAAGUGGUUUAGUGUUAAAAAUAGUGCGUGCUUAACUUCCAGAACUUACUCCCAUGGAUUAUAAGCGCCAUGUGAGCUGCCCGUAACAUGGCGGUGGGCGAGGCGCGCGUGCCGCUGCUGAGAGAGGAGAGACAUGCUCACCAUGGCGAGGCGGUGAAGAGCAAGCAGCUGUCGGGCGGCGCGCUGGUGGUCACCUCGCUGCUGUCCGGUGCCGCGGCCGGAGCCCUCGCCAAGACUGCCAUCGCCCCGCUCGACCGCACCAAGAUCACCUUCCAGAUCUCUGAGACCCCGUACUCAUGGCGCGCGGCGGUGCGGUUCAUCGCGCACAGCGCGCGCACGGAGGGCAUGGUGGCGCUGUGGCGCGGCAACAGCGCCACCAUGGCGCGCAUCAUACCCUACGCCGCCAUCCAGUUCACGGCGCACGAGCAGUGGAAGCGGGUGCUGGCGGUCGACACGCCGCAGACCGCGCAGGAGGCGCCGCUGCGCCUGCUGCUGGCGGGGUCGCUGGCGGGCGUGACGUCACAGAGCGCCACGUACCCGCUGGACCUGGCGCGCGCGCGCAUGGCCGUCGCCGACUACCGCUCGCUGCGCGCGGUGUUCACCAGGGUGCUGAGGGAGGAGGGGUUCGUCACGCUGUACCGCGGCUACCCCGCGACAGUGCUGGGAGUGAUCCCCUACGCCGGCGUCUCGUUCUUCACCUACGACUCGCUCAAGCACUGGUACCUCGAGUAUACGGGCGCGAGUCCGCGCGGCAUGACCAAUGUGGUGCUGGGCGGUGCGGCGGGCGCGCUGGCGCAGAGCGCGUCCUACCCGCUGGACAUCGUGCGGCGCCGCAUGCAGACCGCGCGCCGCCGCCCCGACCAGACCUACCCCUACCCGACCAUCGCUGACACCCUGCGCACGGUGUACCGAGCCGAGGGCUGGCGCGGGUUCUUCAAAGGGCUGAGUAUGAACUGGGUGAAGGGGCCCAUCGCGGUCGGCAUCUCGUUCGCCACGUACGACGCUAUCAAGACUGCGCUCAGAGAUAUAUCACUCACACUCACCACGUGAGGUGUUGGGUAAUGUUUGAUUACCAAAAAUACCCGUCAGUUUGAUGCAUACAAUGCGGCAACAAAGGGCAUUGCUCAGCGUACAUAUAAACAUUUAAGGUAUCUACAGUCAUAAAAAAAAUGGUGUAGCUAAUUAAUGAUUACCAAAGUUACCUGUCAGUUUAAUACAUACAAUGGGGCAACAAAUCAAUCUAAAAAAAAUUGUGCUCAACGUACAAAUAAAGGUCUAAGGAAUCAACAGUCAUAAAAGAUGAUUGUUGGGUAAUCAGUGAUUACCAAACUUACCUGUCAGGUACAUAAUUACAAUGGGACACCAGAGGUCAGUGCUCCGCGUACAUAUAAAGACUUAAGAAAUACAGUCAUAAAAGAGAUAUGUGUCGGGUACUCAGAGAUUAUCGAAAUUACCUGUCAGUUUAAUACGAGUACAGUCCGAUGCAAACUUUAUGACGUCUCAAAAAUAAACUGUGAGUUUAGCUUUGUAGGCAAUACAUAAAGUCAAGAAUCGUGAGGUGACUGCGGGUAUGAGAGGGGCGCGCGCAGGCUGUGCCCUGCCGCUGCGUCAAUACGUCCCGCUAAUCCCAAAAAUUUUGCGUUGCGCAUCUUAACGUACGAUGUUCCGGAAUGCCAUAAAAUCGUACAAAUAGUCAUACAAAGGUUAAAGUGGACUGUAUGAUUGUAAAUAAUAUAAUAAAUAAAACUAUAUGGAACAGCAAAUAAAAAUAACGGACACUUCUAAGAAUUCAUUUAUUUUAUAAAUAUUCUCAAGUGUUCAUUAAAAUAUGGUAGUUAAUGGGCAAAUUAUUAUAAUUUGGGCAAUGUCCUUUGACAAUUAUAGUCAGUUGCAAAGCAUAUAUAUGCCGAUCGGUAUGAUUCCUAUCUCGUUAUUAUGAAAUGAAAUGCUGAUUGACGUUUUGAGCACAGAGGAAAAGCAAUAAUUUAUUCUUGUUAAAUGUUUGAUAUAUUACUUUAGCGGCUUAAGUCUCGUAUUGUCAAGUAUGUGUAUUUUCAUUUUGCAUAUCUGAAUAGCUCUACGGCUUAAGAAGUCGGACUGUACACUGAGAGGUCAUCAAUAGUCAUUAAAAUUUUUAAAACGCUCUUUCUAACUGAUUUGAGGGGAUUACUUGCCUUAUUUACAAAAUAUGACUAAUAGUAUUAACAAAAAUCAAAUAACCAUUAUACGUCUCCUAGCGUCAGUCGCUGAUCCGAGAGUAGAGUCCGCCUUAAAUGCGCAACACGACAUAUCUCGAGAUGAGAAAACCAGUUGGUAAUGUUAAUGUUAAAAAUUGCAAAUCAAUAAAUAUCGCUGUCUCUAUCGUUGCGUGGACGAAAGAGACAGCGAUAUUUCAACUUCUCCGCUAUUGGUAUAUUCUAUAUACCUUUUUCUCAUACCGAGAUAUGUCUUUGUCGCAUGCUGGGCCUAAAGUAUACAGAAAAUGCCAAUCAGCCGUCGCACUGAGUCGCAGUGAGCUACUAUGCUUAUAGUUAAGAAAGACUUCAAUUAAAGUUAGACUAGCGCACAUUCGAAUUAACUUGAAUCGAAGUUCACGGUGAGAACAAAAUAGAAAAACGGCUAAACUCAAUGGUGAUUAUUAUCGGAGCUUAUGCGCCAAAUUGUUUAAAGAGAUUGGUUUACAUGAAAUAAACUAUAACUAACUAAUAGCUCAUAACUAAGUACCCCGUAUGGAGGUUAAAUAAGUCAGGCGUACUCCGUCAAUAACCACAUCAGCUUAACCGUAUAUUCUGUAUUAUGUAAAGAUAUUUGCAUAGUGAAUAUAUUUCUCGUUGUGCUAUGGACUUGUAUUGGUAAUCAUUGAUUACCAAAUUUACCUGUCACUUUAUAUUUGUUUUUAUUGAAUGUUUACAGAGUUAUGUGUACAGUGAAAAUGUUAUUUUGUUAAGAAUUUUAUGUGUGUUUUUGAGACACAUCUCGUAAGGUAAUUUUAAUAAUUUUUUAAACGGCGCCAGUAUUUCAUAAAAAAGUUUUUUGUUAUUAAAAUAGUACGCUCAAAAUACCAUUUUGUAUGUUACAUUAUUUUUACAGUUAAUGCACUUCGAUAAUCUACGGGUAAAAUAAGCAAUAUUAAAAUUACAUAAUGUAUUAUGUAUGUAUGUAUUACUGAGGUAAUAUAUUACUGAAAUAUGAAAUAUUUCAUCUGAUGUGUUGUGUAUUAAUUUAUAAAAUUAUUUUCGUUCAAUAUUUGAUUAAAUAUUCCAUCAAAAAGAUAUUACCAUCGGUAACAAUUACCUAAUUUAUAUUUUCCAAGUCGUUUGACGUUAAAUUAUACACGUUUAUGUUAUUUAAUAACGUAGAUAGAUAAAAUAUUUAAUUGUUAGAUGUAUAGAAUCACCGUGUCAUGAAUUUGUGCAAUGAAUUGAUUAGUGAGCUUAAUUAUAUAUAAUAUCGCCACAUUUUUAUAUAAAAAUAGUUUCGCAAUAAUUUUUAUCAUUGACUUUUUAUUUUAUUAUGAUUGUUUUAUCGAAUAUAGUAUAUUAGUAUAUUGUGUUAUAUUUUUACUGUUUAUCUCAGAUGUACAUAUUAAAUAGUUAAUAGAAAUAG